Molecule: messenger RNA, 2761 nt
Organism: Cyprinodon variegatus (sheepshead minnow)
Lineage: Eukaryota; Metazoa; Chordata; Actinopteri; Cyprinodontiformes; Cyprinodontidae
Product: LIM/homeobox protein Lhx1-like
Exons: 5
Coding region: 404-1633 (409 amino acids)
Biological process (GO): regulation of transcription by RNA polymerase II; neuron differentiation
Cellular component (GO): nucleus
Molecular function (GO): RNA polymerase II transcription regulatory region sequence-specific DNA binding; DNA-binding transcription factor activity, RNA polymerase II-specific
Source: RefSeq, a predicted model, not a curated record
UUCAGGCUCAGAGCUCAUCAGAGGAACGGAGCGCAGGCUGUGCGCUCCGACUGCUCUUCAUCUCUAUUUCACUGUUUUUCAUACAGCGCGGGGGAUAUUUUGCCAUUUUUAUAUUGUUAAUUUUUUUUCGAUCAAAUGGGGGAAAAAAUUGGAAGAUCUUGACGGGCUCGUUUUGAUUUACAAGAAAUAAUUGAAUCACAGAGAUGCUUCCUAUUAUAUGGUGAAAAGAAUCUUUGGUUCGGAGCCGUUUUGGAUUACAGGACCCAACAAACGGAUGGUGAUGUAGCCCAGUCAUUCACAGCAACCUGGACCCAGUGGAUUUCCAGGAUCCCAACAUCAGAAAAUCGCAGAGGGAGGAAAACAGUCCGAUUCUAAUCAGCUGGACCGGAACCUAGUCCGGACAAUGCUGCACUGUGCCGACUGUGAGAAGCCUAUUCUGGACAGGUUCCUUCUAAAAGUUUUGGACAGACCAUGGCACAUCAAGUGUGUCCAGUGCUGCGAGUGCAAAUGUAGUCUCACAGAGAAGUGCUUCUCUAGGGAUGGGAGACUGUAUUGUAAGAAUGACUUCUUUAGGAGAUUUGGGACCAAGUGUGGAGGUUGCUCGCAGGGGAUUUUGCCCAGUGAUCUUGUCCGCAGGGCAAAGAGCAAAGUGUUUCACCUCAACUGUUUCACCUGUAUGAUGUGUAACAAGCAGCUGUCCACCGGGGAGGAAUUAUACAUCCUGGACGAGUUCAAGUUUGUCUGCAAGGAGGACUAUCAGAACAACAAUGGGAAAGACACAAUCCUGCUUUCAGUAACGACGUGCAGCGAUCGGAGCCUCUCUCCGGACUCUCAGGAUCCGCAGGAUGACGGGAAGGACUCGGAGGGCGGACACGCGUCCGACAAGGAGACGUGCGGCAACGACAACGACGAGCAGAGCGCCGUGGGUAAGCGGCGCGGGCCUCGGACCACCAUCAAGGCCAAGCAGCUGGAGACGCUGAAGGCUGCGUUCGCCGCCACACCGAAGCCCACCAGACACAUCCGGGAGCAGCUGUCCCGGGAGACCGGCCUCAAUAUGAGGGUGAUCCAGGUUUGGUUCCAAAACCGAAGAUCCAAAGAGCGGCGCAUGAAGCAGCUGAGCGCGCUGAGCGCGCGGAGGCACGUGUUCUUCCGGAGUCCGAGGAGGAUGAGAGCUCUGGGAGAGAGACUGGAGCCUGGAGAGCUUGGCCAUUUCUCCUAUUAUGGAGAUUAUCCCAGUGAAUACUACGGCCCAGGAGGGAAUUACGAGUACUUCCAAGGCCCGCCUUCAUCCCAAGCUCAGACCCCAGCAGACUUGGGCUUUGUCCCAUCCACGGUCCCCGCCGGCACCCCGUUAGGAGCCAUGGACCACCACCACCAUCACCACCACCAACACGCAGCGGUGGGGCAGCAUCACUGCGGCGGAGGAGAGGUACCGUGUUUCUCGGACAGCGCGUCACACCACCCUGCGGACUCGCCCAGCCCAGAGCCCAGCGGGCCCGGUUCCAUUCACAGCAUCUCCAGCGAGCUGUGCGGCCCCGGAACGCCGUUCACCGCUGUGACCCUCAGCGACACCGGAUACAGCAACCAGCUGUCACAGCCCUCCUCUGAACUGAGUGAAGGCACUGCCUGGUAAUGCGGACAAAACUAAGCACUCACUUUAUUUUAUUUAUUUAUUUAUUUAUUUAUUUAUUUAUUUAUUUAUUUAUUUAUUUAUUUAUUUAUAUAUUUAUUUAUUUAUUUAGUUAUUUAUUUAUUUAUUAAGGCACUUGUUUAAAAAGUUUUCAUGUGAAUGUCCAUCAGUACUUUUUUUGAAGAUAGGCCUCAUUGAUCAAGCAAUAAGCAAACAAUGGUUUAAGUUUGUUUCAGAGGCUGGGAAGCAAAAAUCCUUCUUAAAAACUCAACUAUAUUGAAUUAAUCUGGGGUUUAAUAAUUGGCCAAAGGGUCAUUUAGGCUCCCUGAACCUCCAGAAGACCUGUUAAAACAUUUUUUUUUUUAUGAAACCUGAAAUAAACCUGCCUGUUGUAGCGUAAACUCUGUGUUCAAUUAAUAAAUAUAUUUGUUUUAAGAAGAGGGUCUGAAAUGCAUUUAUUUUCUUCACUUUAAUUAUACUGCACUUUGUUUUCAGCCGACUGAUUAAGAAGUUUAGGGUAUGAUUUUCCAUGAGGAUGCUUUAGCAGCACUGUCCAGGAUUAUCAGAAGUUCUGACCUGAACAUGCAUGAUGUACUGUACACCUUUUUUUUGUUGUUGUUGUUUUUUUUUUUACACACUGACAAACAGAACCCUGUCUCUUUGUAAUUAUGUAAACAGGAUUUUAUCAUUUGGUUACAAAUCACACGCUAUGACUGUGACACUAAAAAGAUCAAUACAGUAUGUCUCUCAGGACUGUGAUUUGAUUUCUUUUUUGUAACGUCUUUACAUGUCUGCCUUCAGAAUGAUAUCUUUGUAAGUCUGACGAUUUUAUAUUGGUGAAGAAGGGUGAUUUGGCUUCAUCGCGGGUCCAUCUGUAUGUGGGAUUAUGAAGAAAUAAUGUACAGAACAGUAAAUGGUUUUCUUAAGGCUCUGCUGCUCGAGUGUUUUAUUUAGAUCAUAUUUUGUCCUUCUGUUAGAGAAACAGUUUAAGGCAAAACUCGGAUGCAGUUCUGCACUUUUAGCUGUCCAGUGGAAACGAUUUCAACCAACUCUGUAAUAUGUUUUAAGCUUGUUUUCUGCACUACUAAGAAAGAAGGACUUUUUCUAUAUAGACUCAAAUGUAAAAUAAAU